GGCGAAAGAGCGCAUCGGGGAGAAGCCCCAGUGGUUGCCAGCUGGAGUUGUCCGCUCCGGCUUGUGAAAAUACCUUUGCUCCCCGCAAAAGAACUCCAGCCCUUUGCAAGCCUCUGAUCCGGGCAGCUCUUGGCUUUAACAAGAGAGAAUUGGCGGGAGAAUACCUUUACGGCGAUCUCGGAAGCCGCGUUGGAGUACAGAACGAAGAUGGAGGAGCGAACCGCAGCUGGCCAUGACGCUGUUGAGAUUGGGAGCCGUGGGACAUACAGGGAAAGUCUGCCCCAGAGAUGCCGGGUGUGACGAUGCCAGCUCGAUGACCACCGGCAGCGCUUCAGAGGGUUACUCUACCAGGAGGCCAAGGGACCCCGAGAGGUUUGCAGCCGACUCCACAGUCUCUGCCGUCGGUGGCUGAAGCCAGAAAGGCUCACCAAGGCCCAGAUGCUGGACCUGGUGAUCUUGGAGCAGUUCCUGGCUGUCCUCCCCCCGGAGAUGGAGAGCUGGGUCAGGGAGUGCAGAGCGGAAACCAGCUCCCAGGCGGUGGCCCUGGCAGAAGGCUUCCUCCUGAGCCAGGCGGAGGGGAAGAAGCAGGGAGAGGAGAAGCAGGUGCCGCAGUCCCUCCUGCAAGCAGUCGCUGAUUCCCUCGAGUCAGAAAAAGACGUUCCCAAUGGCUGCAAGAAGUCACUCUGGGUGGGAAUCGCGCCAGAGAUUCGGACUCAAGAUGUGUCGCAGGCAGGCAAUGGGGUGUUGUCCCCGACCUUCUCCGAAUCGUCCCUCAUUUGUGACAGAGCAACAGCAACAGCUUCUGCACCGUCGACUCGGGGUCCCAUGGCCUUGAGGAGGUGGCCGUGUGUUUCACCGAGGAGGAGUGGGCUCUGCUGGAUCCAGGCCAAAGGGCUCUGCACGGGGAAGUGCAACUGGAGAAUUAUUGGAACGUGGCCUGUCUGGAAGGUGAUGAGUGGGAGCAUAAGACUGAUGAAGGCACAUAUGGAGAGUCAUUGGAAAGGAACAAGAAUCUAGAGAUGGAAGAUGAGAUUG
Lacerta agilis (Sand lizard) is the source of this 1035-nucleotide messenger RNA. Its product is annotated as zinc finger protein 24-like. The transcript is spliced from 6 exons. The record is from RefSeq and is a predicted model, not a curated record. The coding region runs from base 439 to 1017 and encodes 192 amino acids. NCBI's taxonomy places the organism in Eukaryota, Metazoa, Chordata, Lepidosauria, Squamata, Lacertidae.